Messenger RNA from Paramecium pentaurelia, 1696 nucleotides. Lineage: Eukaryota; Ciliophora; Oligohymenophorea; Peniculida; Parameciidae. The record is from the annotation of a GenBank genome assembly.
AUGAAAUAUAUAUUGUUAGUUUUACUUUUGCUUUUCACAGAAAGUUUAUCUUAGGUUUUAGUAACACCAAGAAUUCAAUGCAGAACAAAAAAGUGUGAAGGUGAUAACUUUUGUUUUUAAGGUUAUUGUACUCCUUGUGAUGGCCCAAGAAGUAUAUGUAUCUGAUUUUAUUCAAUUAUUUAAAGGGACUAAAAGAAAACCUUAAUGGGGAACCAAAAUUGGGGAAGCUCUAAAUGUGCCUGCUUAUUCUAAUUAUGGAGAUCUUGAUGUUUAAGAUAAAAAUAAAAAUGAAUAUUUAUUAGAUUCUCAAAUUAAUUUUGGAGAAGAAAUCUAUAUUGGAUAGAAGUAUAAAGAUUGAUAUUUCUAGAUAUUAAUGUGUUCAUUAUGCUAGAAGAUUUUGGGUCUCUUAAUAUAAUACAACAUUUGGAUCUGUUGAAAGGGCUGAGUAAAUAUUUGAUCUCUAAGAAGCAUAUAAUUUUGACACAAAACAAAAUAUAUAAUUGAAGAAAUUUAAAAAUGGAGGCAUUGAACCACCUUAAUAGGGUGAUUUAUUGAUUUGGUAAAAAGAUAAUGGAGAAUUUCCAUAUGGACAUGUUGCAGUUGUGAUAUCUAUUGAUAUUUAAUCUGCUUCCCCUCAUGUUUUGAUUGCAGAAUAAAAUUACGAUUAAGCAUGGGAUACAAGGAACUUUGCUAGAGCAUUAAAACUUUCAAUAGGGGAAAAUAAAGAAAUAAUUGUUUCCAAUAAUAGAUAAACAUUCCCAAAUAAAGACGAUCUAAAAUGUAGAGAUGAUGAAAUAACCACACAAGGUGUCAUUUUAGGUUGGGUUCGUUUAGAGAUUUAAUGAAUAAUUAUAUAAAAUGCAUUUUUUAAUAUUGAUGUAAAAUCUAAUUAUCAUUCAGAAAUAUAUUAAUAGGAGCUGUGAUUGCCAUUUAACCAAACUGUGAUAAUCUAUGUGAUGGUGAUCAUUAUUGCUAUUUUAGUGAAUGUUAUUCAUGUAAUUAAUUCAGAAAAGAUUGUAAGAAAAUAGAAUAAUCUUAUAGGGGAAUAAUCAAUACCUGAUUAUGGAGUUAUAAUUGGUUAUGGUAAUAAGAUACCUGCAUAUUCUUGCUAAAAUGACACUUAGCAUAUAGCUGAACUUAAACAUUAUUUAUAACCAUAAGAAUCUGGUUUAAAUUAAACAGUUUAUGUUGGAAUGAAGUUCUUUAUUUAUAUUUUAUAAAUAGAUAUCAGUGUGUUCAUUAUGCAAGAUAUUAUUGGAUUUUGAAAUAUGGAUCUGCAUUUCCUGAUGUUGACACAGCUGAUCAAAUUUAUGAUCUAGAAUUUGCAUUUGAUUAUUAAAAUGGAGGUAAGAGAAAGAUUCUUCAGUUUAAAAAUGGAGGAUAGGAAAGACCUUUACCAGGAGAUUUAUUAAUUUGGAAUAAGAGUCAACCAAAUUAUCCUUAUGGACAUGUUGCAGUGGUUUUGGAUGUUUAAUUAUCUGAAAAUGAACCUUAUGUUACUAUAGGAGAAUAGAACUAUGAUGAUAUUUGGGACUCUUAAUAAUAUGCUAGAAAAUUAAAAGUUGCAAAAAAUAACUUAGGAAAUUAUUACAUUAUUAAUUAACGAGAGAUAAGUAAUUUACAUCCAUAAGAAAAAUGUAAAGAUUAUAGUGGAAGUGCAUAUGAUGUUAUUAUUGGAUGGGUUAGACUGAUAUGA